Messenger RNA from Penicillium taxi, 360 nucleotides. RefSeq lists its product as uncharacterized. Lineage: Eukaryota; Fungi; Ascomycota; Eurotiomycetes; Eurotiales; Aspergillaceae. The transcript has 2 exons. The record is from RefSeq and is a predicted model, not a curated record. Bases 1 to 360 code for a protein of 119 amino acids.
AUGUCUGCAGUGAUGGAACCAAAUGUGAGCAUGUCGGAUGCUGUCUCAUAUGCUUUUACUAUACUCCGUGAUAUGAAAGAAGACGGAAACAUUCCUAGCUGUGACUACUAUGAGAGACUACAGCGGACUAGGGCAUGUGUGGGAAGAAUGAGAGAAGCUAGCAAAGCUAAUAUAGCUGCGAACAAUAAUGGAAGCAAAACGCCAGAGCAGAUGUUUGACGAUACGGGGGGGGGGGGAGGGGGGGAUUGUUUCUUGUCAGAUAAUGUCUUUGUUUGGCCGGACGGUAUGCUCUCCGGGGAUCAUUCUUUAAGAGAUGUUGCGUUAGAGCUAGGAGAUGAGUUUUUGCUUGAACAGAUGUGA